CUCCGCCCAGUCUCUCACUCCGAUUCUGCCGCUGCAAGAUGGCGGCUGCUCUGUGCGGACAACUUCCCCCCACCGACCCGGGGCCCUCCCCCGCCACCCUCGGCGAGCAGCCACUGCCCGGCCUGGAGCCCGAGGAGGUCACCCGCCGCCUGGAGAGCACGAGGGGAGAGCUGGAGAACCGCCGCAAGAUCCUCAUCAGGAACCUACCGCAUGACUGCAGCAGCCAGGAAAUCCAUGAUUUGUUAAAGGACUAUGAAAUCAAAUAUUGCUACGUGGACAAAAAUAAAAAAACAGCUUUCAUCACUCUGUUAAAUGGCGAGCAAGCACAAGACGCCAUUCGGAACUUCCACCAACAUGCUGUGCGUGACAAAGACAUUUUUGUUCAGUUGCAGCCGACAGACGCUUUACUAUGCGUUACCAAUUUGCCUCCACGGCUCACUCUUCAGGAAUUUGAAGAACUGGUGAAAGGUUAUGGCAAUGUUGAGCGUUGCCUUCUGGUAUACAAUGAACAGACCGGUCAUUCCAAGGGAUAUGGUUUUGUUGAGUACAUGAAAAAAGACUCUGCUUCUAAAGCCAGGUUGGAGUUACUUGGGAAAUCUGUAGAGGGAUAUACUCUCUUCGCGCAAUGGAUGGACAUUAACCAGCUGACCAUUGAUCUCAUUCAUUCUAAGUGCCUGUGUGUUCAGCUUCCCAAGGACUAUGGUGAUUCCGAGGAACUAACCCAACUGUUCUCAUCUGUGCACCAACCAAUAUUCUGCCAGUUGGCUGAAGAUGAAGGCACGUGUUUCGGUGGUUUUGCAGUAAUUGAAUACGAGUUGCCAGAGCAGGCAGAAGAGAUAAGAAACGCUAUGGAUGGAGUGACUGUUAAAGGAAGCAAGAUCCAGGUGUCAUUCUGUGCCCCAGGCUCUCCAGGAAGGAGUACGUUGGCAGCGCUAAUUGCAGCUCAAGGGAUGUUACAAAAUAACCGGAAAGGUUUAUUACCAGAACCCAAUCCUGUGCAAAUCAUGCAGAGUCUUAAUAACCCAGCCAUGUUACAGAUGCUCCUUCAGCCGCAGCAGCGAGGGAGAUCAGGGAAGCACGGUCCAAAUUCCGGACGGCCACCCUAUGUCAAUCCAACCGUCAGCCAAGCACUGUUACAGCUCAACAAACUACAUCAGAAGACCGGCAUGGGGAAUUCUUGUAACGUAAUGCUACAGAAUUAUUCUCAUUUACAGAUGGCACACCAGCAACUCCUGCAGCUUAAAAACGCCCAAUCAAAUAACAGUAAACCUGGGUUGCUUGGCGAAGCGCCAGUCUCCAUGUUACAAACGGCCAUGGGGACAGCACCGCAAGGAUCGCCGGAGGCAUCACAGCGGGAAGCGCAGAAAAAUAUGAUGCAGUAUUACCACAAUCCGCACAUGGGAUCAGUCUUACCCCGGAUAUCACAUGACAAGCAAUCUGAAGGCUCUACAUCCCAAGCCUACAUCCCACAGCCUGGGUCCAUGCUUGCCGGUAAAAAUCUUCCCCAGAGCCAGGCCAACAGCUCAGAGUGUUCCCCGGUGAAUAAGGCAAAUACUCAGACCUCUCUCCUUGGUGAGCCACCAAAGGACUUCCGUCUUAGCACCAAUCCCUACCUGAACCUGGCGAGUGUACUGCCCGGAAACACUUUGGCAGCUCUGGGCUCUCGGAGUCUGCAGCAGUAUGCAAUGGAUGGAUCAUCCACUCAGGAAGCUGCCGUGCAGCCGGUGUUGGAGAGCUAUUUUAACUAUAGCCAACAGUAUGGUGACUACUCACAGGAAGCUGCUCAGCAGUGGUAUGAUCAGUAUUCCGCAUACAACAGCUCACAAUCUGCUCUUCAGACUGAUGAAAGCCACGAACAGCAAACGGCAGAGUCUUACACACCGGUGACUGAUGGGGAGAAUUACUAUUACCAGUCCUGUUCUUCAGCAGGAUAUGGAGAUUAUGGGGCAUACGUGCAAGCACCUCCCACAUACUAUGCCAACGCCCAAGGAACAUACCAGGCGGUGAGCACAGAAACCGCAGAAAAGACCAGCACCAGCGCUACAGAGAAGAGAACUUACUUAAUGGCUACGCCAGAAGUCACAGCUACUGAAUAUGCUAGCCAGUAUGGCCAGGGCACUGCUGACAAUUACAGCGAUGCAUACUUCAAAAGGAAGAAGGUAUUUUAGCUUCAGUCUAUUUGCUUAGACUACCAUCUUAAUGGCUCCCUCCUUCCGCCGUCACCCUGCAAGCCAUGUAACGUGGCCUGUGAACCCCCUUUGUGUAUGCCUACACAAAUAUGAAUUCUCAGGCAGAAUUGUUCUACGUGAAAAGAUAUAAAUCUUCAUGAAAAUUGUAGAUAUUUUCUACUCUUAGAUCUUGGUAUAUAACUUUUGAUUUGUUAUAUUCUUGCUACAACCUGCAAAAGUCUAAUUUUUCUUUUGUAAAUAUUAAGCAAUAAAGUAUGAUAAAGAGUUCUAAUUUUACAUGUGGUUCCCGCUGGCCUAUAUUCGCCCACUAAUGUGCAUGCAUUGUGUAUGCAGAAGCAGUCCUGGUAGAGCUAAGUGCAUGAACAGUUUUCCAAGUUCACUUUUUUUUGUGUUGUCAUCUACCCUGCUUUAUAAACCAAAUGUAAACCUAGUGAACCAGUAUAUCAAUAGUCCAUGAAAAUCCUACGUGUAAAUAUUUAAAAUCUAAACACCAAAGAAAGUGAAUGCCUCCACACUGGUUUAAUAUAACAUCCGAAUGAUAUUACGUUAAUAUUUUAUUAGAGAUUAUUAUUUCCUCUACCCAUAAGUGAUGCCAUGAUUAGCCAGGAAAAAAUGGUUUCCAACAAUGACCAUUGGUUUUUAAGUGUAUCCAGGCUCCCUGCCCUGGUGGUGGUUAGUGGGUUACUACUCGCCCCUCGUGAAGGAAUAUGAGCUUCAAAUUGUGAUUUUUUUUUUUAUACACUUCUGGGAUUAAGCAAGAGAGAGAGAAUAGUGUAAUACAUCAGGGCUGGACAUUGCUGAGUGGAAAUUCACACUGACUGCAAAGAUGUUCAUUGUAGCUUGAAAGCAGCAGCUUAACAGUGGCUGUACUACAGACUCUGUGCCACCAGCCCUUCCCUAGUCUGGUGACCGAUCACAAGUUACUCUUGUCAUUAACAAAUGUACAGGGAAAAUGGAUCGUAAAGGUAAUCAGUGAAGACAGGGGACCAAUACUUUUAGACUUGGAGGUCCUGUUACAGGAGGGCUGCUAACCUAAAAGUAGAAGCGGCUUUUAGGACUGACUCGGAGCAGUUUAAUACAAAUAUACACAUUUGCCACAACACUUACAAUGAAAGGUUUUCAUUAAAAUCUGUGACUUGCAUGUCAUUGACAUUCAUUACAGAUGAGGAUUUGGCCUUUCUUGGGGAACGUGAGACUAAUAUGGUUUCCCAGAGACCUGGAUAUCAUCCGAUGUAGUCACUGUUUUAACUUUUCAUCUGACAGGGCUCCCAUCCAGCUCAUCACUUACCUGAGUACGCAAGCUUCACAUGUUUUGCUACAGAUGUAAUUUUUAAGGUAUAUGGCAGAGCACGCUUGAUCCCUGUAUUGCUAGCUCUUUGAUUAACCUCAUUUUAUACUUUGGUCAAUUUACACAACUAGUUACUGUGUAAAACAUUUCAUGAUCACAUAGUUUCUCAGUAGCUGUACAAAUACACUGUGUCCACAUAAUUGUAUAUUACCAGAAAUUAAGAGUCUCCUGGAACAAAGUCCUGAAACCUCUGUGGGAAACCAUAUGGACUCAGCCUACAUAGAAUGGCACUCUACUCAUGAGUUUUACGUAAUAGUUUAUACAACCUCACUGAUCUAUUACAGAUAGCAAUACAUUUGACUGUUCCAUUAAACCCAUAUAUGCUUUCACAUUCUUUUAACAGCGGCUUGCUGGAAAGAGGCUUAACCUCUUCAGAUACCUUGUAAGAUCCAGAGACUGACAGUCAAAUUUUGCCUUGUUUACGAGGUUGUGCAAACAGUGUCUUAAUGAACUGUAACUACAGGUUUUUUUUUUUGCACCUGUAUUUUAUAUCUAGUUCACAAUUUUAUUUUGAUUUGAAAUGUAUUCUGGACAUAGUUUGCAAUACCAGCCUUCUUAUGAGACUCAAACUGGAGUCUAAUGUAACUGACUUUUUACAUUGAAGAUUUAAAUAGAACUCUUGAGUGCUUCCAGUCCUCCAGUACAGGUUUUGGGAUACGAUUCUCCCUGCUCCCAUGUCAAAUCCUCAAAACCUGCAUUUCUCUUCUGAUUUUUAAAAUACGCUAUCCUAAAGGUUGUCUGGUGUUUUUAUUUAAUUUUUUUUGUCUGCUCUUAGAAAAGGUACUAUUGAACAGGAAUGUUAUUUAAAAAUUAAAGCACAUGUUUAUUGUAACAUUUCUAUUUAGAGAUUAGUAGCUUAAAUGUAUUUUACAGUAACUUCACAAACAGCGAAGAACAUUAAGACUUCCUGCAUAAUGUCGCUCUCCGUAAUAUGAGACUUGCACAAUAAACUGCUUCAUACACAAUCUAGACUUCGUUUUGGAACCUAGAAUGUCCGGUGUUUGGCUGAGUCACUGUUUGGCUUUUAAUUUGCAGGUAAAAUGAUGACUAGUCACUGUAACAAACUGAAUUCAGUUGAUCUGAGUUCACAACCUACCUGUCUAAAUAAACACUUUGAUUAAAAGGA
Messenger RNA from Pelobates fuscus (common spadefoot toad), 4663 nucleotides. It is a transcript of the gene RAVER2, whose product is annotated as ribonucleoprotein, PTB binding 2. Gene Ontology annotation, molecular function: mRNA binding. Lineage: Eukaryota; Metazoa; Chordata; Amphibia; Anura; Pelobatidae. Gene Ontology annotation, cellular component: nucleus. The transcript has 15 exons. Bases 39 to 2168 code for a protein of 709 amino acids. The record is from RefSeq and is a predicted model, not a curated record.